Messenger RNA from Lates calcarifer (barramundi perch), 720 nucleotides. Its product is annotated as GTPase IMAP family member 4-like. The record is from RefSeq and is a predicted model, not a curated record. Gene Ontology annotation, molecular function: GTP binding. NCBI's taxonomy places the organism in Eukaryota, Metazoa, Chordata, Actinopteri, Centropomidae.
AUGGUGCUGGUUGGGAAGACUGGCAGUGGUAAGAGUGCCACUGGAAACACCAUUUUGGGGAGGAAUGCUUUCCAUUCUAAAGUCAGCAUAAAGUCAGUAACCAGACUUUGCAAGAAAAAAGAGGGAGAGAUUGACGGGGAGGCCUGUUGUUGUGGUCGACACCCCGGUUUGUUUGACACAACUCUGUCCAAUGAUCAAGUCAAACAGGAGCUUGUAAAAUGUGUCAGCAUGUUGGCUCCUGGUCCUCAUGUGUUCUUACUGGUGCUGCAGAUUGGUCGCUUUACACAGCAGGAGAAAGAAACUGUGGAUCUGAUAAAGAGGUUUUUUGGCAAGAAGUCAGCAGACUUCCCCAUGGUUAUAUUCACCAGAGGAGAUGAUCUUAAAAAUCAAACAGUUGAGAGUUACAUUGAAGAAGACAGUGAGGACUUUGUCAAAAAGCUGAUAAAUGAAUGUGGAGGACGAUACCAGGUCUUCAAUAACAAUGAUCAGAAAAAUCGCUCUCAAGUCAGCCAGCUGCUGACCAAGGUGGAGUCAAUGGUGAGGAAAAAUGGCAGCAGCUACUACACCUCAGAGAUGUUCCAAGAGGCUGAGGCAGCCAUACAAAAGGAAAUGCAGAGGAUACUGAAGGAGAAGGAAGAGGAGAUACAGAGACAGGAGCAGGACCUUUAAAAGACAACAUAAAGAAAAACUGCGAGAGAAGGAGAAAAAAAAUUGAACAAG